UUGAUCACAAGCACUUUCCUUCCUCAGUUUUCUAUAGCCAUACAUAUUCUUAUCUACGAUCAAAGCUACUUAUUGAAAUGUGAAAAGCAUGAUAAUCUUGUCGAGAAAAGGUUCGUUGCAAAUUCGAAUGCUUCACAGAAAAUUCAAAUCAUGGGAUUUCUCAACAAGUUGCUGUCUUCGGAGGGACCUCGAAAGCCAAAAGUCAAGUUCGACCUUCAAAAGUGUAAAGUGCUUUUGAAAGGAGGUGAAAAUCGCAUACGCUUGCAAAAAAGUAAACUUGCGAAUUCUGUAAAAUUGCAACAAAGAGAGGUUGCUGUUCUGUUAGAAGGUGGAAAGGAUGAACUUGCACGAAUCCGUGCAGAACAGAUGGUAAGAGAUGAGCUACUGAUAGAGUCAUACGAAAUAGUCGAAGUAUUAUGUGAAACUCUAUUAACACGACAUAAUCUUCUUGCCUUGAACUUUCACGCCACCAAGGAGAACCCUUACCCACCACUGCCUCCUGAAAUUGCUGAAGCUGUAUGCAGCAUCGCAUUUGCUUCCUGCCGUCUCGAUGCUUCUGAGCUGCAAACCUUGACCGAAAUGCUAGCCAGCAGGUUUGGACCAGAACUGAUAGAUAGUGCCUGUGCUGGACAGCCUUCACAGCGAGUUUGGGGAGUGAAUAGCUUAGUCAAUCCACGACUAUAUUCAAAAUUGCUUUAUUCUGUUCCAGAUGGUAACGUUGUUUUACAGAAACUUCAAGACAUUGCAGAUAUGUUCCAGUUAGAGUGGAAGGCACCCGCUGAGUUUGAGGAACUGAAGGACCAUUCAGUCUUGGACUCUACAGCUUCAACACCCGUAUUUUCAGGCAAUGCUCAACGCGCAAGGUUGUCUGAUUGAGAUAAAACUAGAAAAUGGUUC
This is a messenger RNA of Galdieria sulphuraria, 897 nucleotides long. RefSeq lists its product as uncharacterized. The coding region runs from base 151 to 876 and encodes 241 amino acids. Lineage: Eukaryota; Rhodophyta; Bangiophyceae; Galdieriales; Galdieriaceae. The transcript has 5 exons. The record is from RefSeq and is a predicted model, not a curated record. Gene Ontology annotation, biological process: protein transport.